Eupeodes corollae is the source of this 1986-nucleotide messenger RNA. RefSeq names its product DNA polymerase alpha subunit B (gene DNApol-alpha73). Bases 74 to 1861 code for a protein of 595 amino acids. Gene Ontology annotation, biological process: DNA replication initiation; DNA replication. The record is from RefSeq and is a predicted model, not a curated record. Lineage: Eukaryota; Metazoa; Arthropoda; Insecta; Diptera; Syrphidae. The transcript has 7 exons. Gene Ontology annotation, cellular component: alpha DNA polymerase:primase complex. Gene Ontology annotation, molecular function: DNA binding.
UAUUUGCAAUCAGAAGCAGACGCAAUCAUUCAAUUUUGUUUACAAUUUUUAAAAGUUUAUAAUUCAUACAAAAAUGCACAAGGAAAUAGCAGAACAAUUCGAAGAACUGGGAUGCUCACCCUCAGAAGAUAUCUUAGACAAAUGCGUAGAACUCUGCUAUACGUACAAAAUAACCGAUGCAAUGGAAUUCGUUGCCCAAUGGAUGGCCUACAGUGUUUCGAAUUUGGAUGGAGCCGAUCCAACAAUACCUCUGCUUCUUGAAAUGGAACGCAAAGAGUUCAUCCUGCAACGCGAAAAGGAACUUAUUGCUGCACAGUCGAAGAAGAAGAAGACGACAAGUCAUCUGAGUGAUUUGGGGGCGUUUGGUUCUCCAUCAAGACAUGUUUCAAAUGUAGAUGAUGAUGACCAAAUUAUGGAUUCAUAUGGAUGUAUGACUCCUAAGGCAAAGCCGUCGGCAAUCGCUAGAACACCUGCUCAACGCCAGAAUGAAGUGCUAUUCAGUCCAGCCAGCUAUUCCCAAAUUUCAGGAACACCUCGUGCUCAAGGAGCCGCUGGCUCUGGUAAGAUUGUUUACACAUUUGGCAAUCCACAACUCUUGGCCAGUGCAACGUGGUCAUCAUCAUCAUUGGAUAGAAGCAACAGGAAAGUAGCAGUUAAGCAACUUCUCACCCACAAUGGCAAAGCAUUGGAUUCAAAGGCAAAGUAUAUGUUUGACAUAUUGCAGGAGAGAGCAGAGAACUCAGGCGAUCGCAUCUUCCAAGUUGGCAAGAAUAUUUGCAAAAAAGUAUUUGGACCGACUGUCUUAGAUUAUGAUCUGCAAAAUGUCGAUGAUCAUAGUCAAGAAACUGUAAAAACCAUUGGAACUAUAUGCUGCGACUCGGAGGGGUGCCUCGAUGCUACAUCGACAUUGCUUGUGGGCUCCGAUGAGUCUAUGUGUCGAACUGUUCGUUUGAAUUUCAGCGAAACUAAGUCGUUUGGUGUAUUUCCUGGACAAGUUGUGAUGGUGAGCGGACGAAAUCCUAAAGGCGAUACCAUAAUAGUCGAGGAGGUGAUUGCCGAUCGAGUGUUACAGCCGCCCACAAUACCCAAACUCACGGAAUCGUUAAGUUUUGUGGUUGCGGCCGGACCUUUUACCAACAGCGAUGAUCUGGUCUAUGAUCCAUUGCAUGACUUGGUACUCUAUUGUAAGGAUAACCAACCAGAUGUACUCAUAUUGACUGGCCCAUUAAUGGAUGCUGAGCAUAAGAGUAUCAAUGAAAACGUGUUGGCGGAACCAUUUGAGGUAUUCUUCGAAAAGAUGAUUUCCGGGCUGGUGGAGGUCUUGGGGAAUGAGAUCACGAUUCUGGUUGUAGCGUCGUGUAGAGAUGCAAAUAGUGACCCAGUCUAUCCAACGAUGCCGGUUACAUUAAAGAUGACCUAUCCAAAUGUUCAUAUGCUACCUGACCCAUCGAUUGUUGAUUUGAAUGGAAUAACAAUCGGAAUGACUUCAACUGAUGUACUUGAUCAUAUUCUAAAUAAUGAACUAGCUGUGAAUGCUGGUGAAAAAAUCAAACGAGCAGUGUGUUAUCUCUUCAAUCAAGGAUCGUUUUAUCCCCUCAAUCCACCAGGCGAUGAUAGACUAUGCUUUGAUAGUUCCUUAGCAAAUAAGUAUACAAAUAUUGAAAACAUUCCCAAUUUGAUGAUCUUGCCAGGAGACCAGAAAUGUUUUUUGAGAGUUGUAAAUGGAUGCCUUGCAAUUAAUCCUGGUCGAUUAGCUGAUGAAAAAGGAGGAACUUUCGCAAGAUUUGUUUUAUAUCCACCAAGCAAGGAAGAAGACACCAGUAUCUUUAGUGUUAUAGCUUGUCAAGUCAGAAAAGUUUAAAUCUUUUUUUGUAGUUGUUAUUUUUAAGUUAAAGUGUGUACCUUUUUUAUAAUUAAACUUAAAAUGUUUGCAUUAAAAAAAUGUGUGUUAAAAGCAGAGUAUUGCAUUAACAUCAAAAAUAUUAA